UCUCUUCACCCCAGACCGACACCUCAAUAGCUAGAGACCACAUGCCCAAGCCAAUUGUUGUGGUUGGCAGUGUCAAUGUUGACCUUGUUGCUCAGUGUAAACGUGCACCGGAUGCAGGUGAGACGCUCUACGGCCGUGACUUCCACGCUGGAGUCGGCGGAAAGGGUCUGAAUCAAGCUGCUGCCUGUGCAUUGUUGAGCCAACCUGGUCCAUUGGUACAUAUGGUCGCUUGCAUUGGCAAUGACCCAUAUGCUGCCAUGUGUAGAGAUGCUAUGGCCAAGCUCCAUAUACAAAUGGACCAGGUCCUCACUGAGGAUACUGCUACAGGCAUUGCCAUGAUUACUGUGGAAGACUCGGGAGACAACCGCAUCCUCUACAUCCCUGGAGCCAAUGAACUUUUGUCUGUCAAGCAUAUUGACAAGGCUGCUGCUCUCAUCAGAGAAGCAGCUGUGAUUGUUUGUCAGCUCGAGUCGCCGAUGGAGACUGUGCUGCAUGCCCUUGCACUGGCACAUGAAGCUGGUGUGCCUACGUUGCUCAAUCCUGCACCAGUGCAAGCACUGCCACAUUCGCUCUACAAGCAGCUGAGCUACCUCAUUCCAAAUGAAACAGAAGCGGCUUUGCUAUCUGGCAUGAAGGUAGAGACACCAGACGAUGCCAUUCGUGUUGGCGAGCACUUCCUUCGUCUUGGUGUGCAAGAAGCCGUGAUAGUGACGCUCGGCGGGCAGGGAUCUGUGGUCGUGACCAGAGAUGGAUCAACCCAUGUACCCAGCAAGAAAGUCAAGGCUAUUGAUACGACUGCAGCUGGGGACUCCUUCAUUGGCGGUGACAUCCAUGCAGCUGUACAGUAUGGGACAGCAGUGGCUUCUAUCACCGUGACACGCUCUGGUGCAAGCAGCUCUAUCCCGUCGCUGUCUGAGGUAGAGAGAAGUAUGCAGUGAAAAUAGCCAAAUAUAUGUGACUGCUUCUCCACCCC
Messenger RNA from Protomyces lactucae-debilis, 973 nucleotides. Its product is annotated as ribokinase. Gene Ontology annotation, molecular function: ribokinase activity. NCBI's taxonomy places the organism in Eukaryota, Fungi, Ascomycota, Taphrinomycetes, Taphrinales, Protomycetaceae. The coding region runs from base 42 to 938 and encodes 298 amino acids. The transcript is spliced from 3 exons. The record is from RefSeq and is a predicted model, not a curated record. Gene Ontology annotation, biological process: D-ribose metabolic process.